Messenger RNA from Papaver somniferum (opium poppy), 795 nucleotides. RefSeq names its product protein Asterix-like. The record is from RefSeq and is a predicted model, not a curated record. Gene Ontology annotation, molecular function: protein folding chaperone. Lineage: Eukaryota; Viridiplantae; Streptophyta; Magnoliopsida; Ranunculales; Papaveraceae. Gene Ontology annotation, cellular component: endoplasmic reticulum membrane. The transcript has 3 exons. Gene Ontology annotation, biological process: protein insertion into ER membrane. The coding region runs from base 178 to 501 and encodes 107 amino acids.
UCUGAAUUAUAGUCCGAAACUGAGUUAAACCAGAAAGUCCAACCGAUCUCAAUUUGAAGUAUACCGUAAUUUUUCCGACCAAACACCCACUUCCUUUUCUGUUGCAGUGCUUAGAUAACUAGGUUAGAUUCGUUCGUUAAAAUUUGAAGAGAAAGAGAGAAAAAAAGAGAAACAGAGAUGUCUUCUCACGGUAACUCUUCUUCAGCUGCAAGCGAUCCAAGACAACCAUCAACAGCGAGACCAUACAAGCCUCCAACAGUACUUCCACAAGAUCUACCUUUUGAUUACUCUGGUUUCAUCGCUAUUAUCUGUGGUGUCACUGGUGUUAUGUUCAGGUACAAACUUUGCUCUUGGCUCGCUAUAAUCUUCUGUGCGCAGUCACUGGCAAGCAUGAAGAACUUUGAAAAUGAUCUUAAACAGAUAUCCAUGGCCAUGAUGUUUGCUAUCAUGGGAUUGGUGACAAACUACUUCGGCCCUGCUCGACCAGGCACCCAAAGUUAACCUUCACAACAGUGCUGGAAGUUUCAAGGCUGCAGACAUAUCUAGCUCUCUCGAUGACUGUCUUCAUAAUUUUUUGAUGGAUAUUAGCACUAGAAUUAAUUUCUUUUUCCAUUUGUAGCGUGACAUGAAUAGUUCAAUCAGCUGAUUGUGUUAAACACAUUUAUGAAGAUUAUCCUGUGUAAAUUGGUGCAUGAUCAUCAAGUAGUACUGAAAUAAUAUGCUUAAAAUGGAUUCGAGACUACUGUUUAAAAAAAAUAGCUGGUGAUUUUGUGGAGACUUGACAAAAGUUGGCAA